Oldenlandia corymbosa var. corymbosa is the source of this 2781-nucleotide messenger RNA. The record is from the annotation of a GenBank genome assembly. NCBI's taxonomy places the organism in Eukaryota, Viridiplantae, Streptophyta, Magnoliopsida, Gentianales, Rubiaceae.
AUGCCGGAUGAUGGUUUGUUUGUCGAAGAAAGGUUGUCAUAUGAGGGAUUAAUUAGUAAGAUUUGUAUGACCCUUGGUUGGGAUCCAGCACACGUGAAACUCCACCUUUCUUUGAUUUUCGAUAGUCCCGGUGGUAGGCGUGUAGUGAAGAUCAAGAAUGAUUCGCAUGUAGAGUUCAUGAACCGUGUAGAUCCAAUGUCAUGUUUGGAUUUAUACAUAGAUUUGGAAGAUAUCACUCAAGAAGAAAGAGAAGCGAGUUUGGAAAACGUGUCAUUUGGUGAUUUUCGAAGGGGGGAACGUGCUAGUACUUCUCGAAACUGUGAUGAAGAGGAGACACCUUUAUUUGCACAAAAUGACUACCGGGAAGAGUUGGAUUCCGACUACAUAGCUCCAAGUGAAAGCGAAGAAGACUGUGAUGUCUCCGGAGAGAGUGAUUUUGAAGAAAGUGAUGAUGAAAGGUUGGAAAAUGAGGAAAGGGAUUGUAAUCUAUUCGCCCGACGCCAUGUAUAUAGUAAGAUGGGGAACUGGGAUGCCUCAUGUGUAGACAAGGAUGAGUUUGCUCUUAAGAUGUGGGAUGAGACGCCCGAAGGAAUGGACAUUGGUGUUUGUUUCAAAUCUCAAUCAGAAGCAAAGCAUGCUGAUGGUGAACCACCAUGUGAGUGGAAGAUGCGUGUGUCAUUGAAAGCUCACGGCCUUCAUGAAAUUGUGAGAUGGCAUGAUGCACAUAAUUGCAUGACUCCUGUGAAUGAUAAUGACAAUCGGUGUGUGGACGCGUCUUUGAUUGCUAGACUCAUCAGGAGAAAGGUUGAGGACAACGUAGAUUAUACUGUAGCCUCGGCAAAGAAAGAUGUGAAGACCUUAUUGAAAGUAGAUGUGCCAUACAAAAGGGCGUGGCACGGGAGGAGGAAAGCCAUAGAAGCGGUCUAUGGUGAUUGGACCUCCAAUUUCGAAGAACUUCCACGGUAUAUCGCUGCGCUUAAGUUUACUAAUCCUGAGACUGUAGUAGAGUGGGAAUGGAAGGAGGGACAAGAAGCCAGUUUUGAAGCCACCCCUUUCGAUGGUGAUGAUGCUAUGUGGCGUGUUGUUACUGCCACACGCCUAAGUGGCAGGGGUGGGUCUCUGCAUACGCGACUCCCACCACUCUCCGGCGACUCCAUUUCCGGCGUCUCUCCUUCCUCUGGACAAUCCGGCGUCUCUCUCCGAGACUCUCCACCUCCGGCGACUCCUUGCAAUCCGGCGACUCCUUCCGAGACUCUCCACCUCCGGCGACUUCCUCCACUCCUCCCGACUUCCUCCAUUCCUCACUUUUCAUAUUUCCGAACAAGAUGCAGAACACUGUCAAUCUACAGUUCUUGGCCCAGGUUGAGGAUUUGGAUCAGUGUAGUCGAUACGGUUGGGGAUCGCACUUGCUGGCCGGGUUGUACUCGCCUAUGCGAGGCAUCACAAGAUACCAUGCACGACGCCACUGGGUGUCUAUAUUUGCUACAGGUAUGGGCGUAUGAACGGAUCGAGAGGAUCGCGCCCCAAAGAAAAGGAGUAGAUUAUUUGCUUGAUGAGACCGCUCCAUUAGCUCAGCGGUGGGAAUGUAGGUACACGUACGGCGACGCCCCAAGGAGCAGCACUCCACCGUUUAGAGAUCAAUUAACAAGUCUGCGUGUUGAAGAUUUUCGGUGGCAACCAUGUGCACAUGUCCUCCAUAGACUCCCUGAUUUCUGUACACAAGGCCAAGCCAUUUGGACGACUAGGUGUUGGAUGUUCUGUUGGGCUAUUAGGGAACCCCACGAGUCGGGCAGAGUCGUAAGACAAUUUGGAUACAUACAGGAUGUUCCCAAGCGCCCCAUGAUUAAAGAUAACGCAUCAUUUCUUCUCGAUCACGCCCACAGUAUGUCUGGGUAUCCUAGCAAUAAUUGGGAGGAUCACCAUUCCAUGAUGCGCCGUCAUUGGAAUAGGAGAGAAGAGUUCGUGCUACGAGAUUUGGAGGAAGGAGAUCCUGGUUCCGUAUAUGAGGGGUACUAUGAAUGGUUUAUGGUGAACACUGUCAGAUUGAUAUCCAAUCCCGGUAAUUAUGAACCUCAAGGAUACGAGACUUCUUCGAGCCGCGUAAAAUUAUAUGGUGAAGUAUUGAACAACAUUCGCGUGAGUACCAAGAGGUUUAGAGAAAAACGAGAAGAUGAUAAUCUCCUAGACGAAGAACUUGACAAGCAUUUGGACGAUAUCAUCAAUCAAACACAUGCUGCUUUAACCUUGGGCGCAAAUGAUGAGAUGGAGGUGGAUGAUACCCAAAUCCUGGUUGAUGAAGAUCCAUUUUUUCCCUCACAACCUCCGCCGGGUAAAAAAGCGAAACCGUGGUCAAGAGAUAAGAUUGGAGGAGGAAGAAAGAGAAAGGUCACAAUCCCCCCUCGGACAUCGCAACAACAAACUGAGGGUCAACAAAAUGAGGAUCAAGCACAUUCCUCUCGAGGCUCGCGCAUCCAGGUCGAGACUCAUUUUGAAGAAGCUGGUGGACCCGAGACUCAGUUUGACAUUGGUGGACCCGAGACUCAGUUUGACAUUGGUGGACCUGAGACUCAGUUUGGUGGACAGUCGCAACCACAACCGGGAGUCAAAUUUAUCACCAUGGGGGAGUCCCAAUCUCAACCCCAAAUCGAGGCUCAGUUUGGUGGACAGUCGCAACCACACCAAAGUUCAAUACUCACAUAUCUUAAGAGGGGAGACAGGAUCCGACAGGGCCCAAACAAAUACACUCCGGAUGCGCACAAUAAAGGAAAAGGGAAAAAAUGA